Molecule: messenger RNA, 1299 nt
Organism: Adineta ricciae
Lineage: Eukaryota; Metazoa; Rotifera; Eurotatoria; Adinetida; Adinetidae
Source: the annotation of a GenBank genome assembly
AUGGCAACCGCGAUCGACAAAACUCAAUGUUGUCUUUGUAAUAAAUAUAAAAUAACAUAUCCGUGUCCGGGUUGUUCAAAUCAAUUCUGUUUUGAGGAUUUAGUGCGACAUCGACAAAAGCUAAACGAAGAAUUCAAUACGAUUAUCAAUGAUUACGAUCAAUUUAGAGAAAGUAUUCAUCAACUAAAACAAAAUCCACACGAUUCUCCCUUCGUAAAGGGAAUCAAUCAAUGGGAAACAGAUUCAAUCGAAUUAAUUCAACGAACUGCUCAGCGAUGUCGACAAACAGUCAUCGAGGAAAUUCAAGUGUUCAUUGACGAUAUUGAAGAGAAAUUCAAAAAGUUAAUUGGAGAAAUCAAAUAUCUUCAAGAAGAAAAUGAAGUUAAUGAAAACAAUCUAAAAGAUUUAAAAGAGAAACUAAUUAAGAUUACAAAAGAAUUCUACGAUCCAUCAACGAUCUCUCUCUCGAAGAAGAAGAAGAACAUACACAAACAAUCACAUCUCAGCAAAUGGAAACAAAAUGGUUUGACGAUUGUUGGAGGAUAUGGAAAUGGAAAACGAAUAAAUCAACUUUCAGAUCCCGGUGGAAUGUUUAUCGAUAAAGAUAAUAAUAUAUUUAUUGUCGAUACAGGAAAUCAGCGGAUUAUGAAAUGGACAUCGGAUGAAAAGUACGUCGAAGUCGUUGCAGGAAAUAAUCGAGUGAUUCAAUGGUGGAAUCAAAAUCAGCAGCAGAUCCUCAUUCAGAAUAUCUCGUGUUAUGGUUUAACAACGGACAAAUAUGGAUUUCUGUAUGUUAGUGAUCGGGAGAAGAAUGAAGUGAGAAGAUGGAUAAUUCGAGAAAAGGGCAAUGGAAAAUUAGUGGCUGGCGGAAAUGGAAAAGGAUUUAAAUUUAACCAACUCAAUUCUCCGACGUUUAUCUUUGUUGAUGAUGAACAAUCUGUUUAUAUUUCUGAUUGGGGAAAUCAUCGUGUGAUGAAAUGGAGAAAAGAUGCCAAGGAGGGAACUGUUGUUGCUGGGGGAAACGGCGGAGGAAGUUUUCUUAGUCAGUUGAUUUCUCCUCAGGGGCUGAUUGUUGAUCAGUUUGGUCAAAUUUAUGCUGCGGAUUGUUAUAACCACAGAAUAAUGCGUUGGUGUGAAGGAAAACAAGAAGGUGAAAUAGUUGUUGGUAGAAAUAGACAAGGCGAAGAAUCGAAUGAGUUGUAUAGUCCUACUGGUUUAUCAUUUGAUGCUGAAGGAAAUCUUUAUGUUGUGGAUUGGAGAAAUCAUCGAGUACAACGAUUUGAUUUAGCUUAUGACUAA